AUGAAGGCCUUUCGGAUCGGCCGGAAACCUGCGGGUCCCUGGGUCAACAUGACACCACCAAUUAGGGGCGGCGUCUACACCAGGCAAGAUACGACGCCUGCAUCUGCAUCUGCAUCUGCGCUUGCAUCGGGAUCUGCUGCCCCAGAUGUCACGGACGCUGCCGUCGACUGCCCCUCGUCUGAUCUCGAUGAGGACGACUCCGCCGACGACGCCGUUUCCGAAGUCUCCGCCAGGAGCUCCCGCACGUCCCUGACUUCCGAGUGCAGCAGCGCCGAUGUCGAGAAGACCAAGCCUGAGCCGCAGACCGAGACGGGCAUUCGCAGACGUGUCGCUGCGCCCGCCGACUCGGCCGAUGAUGCCCUCCUCUCUGGCCGGAGUCGCAUGAGCCCUGAGCAGUACACCGAGUGGGCUAUCCAGCAGAAUGUCAACAAGGAUCUCGAUGAGUACCCUUCGCUUGACCCUGCUGUCCAGCUCGACAUCCAGAUGAAGUACCGUCUGCUCCACGAACGCGUCAAGGCCGCCGGACUCUACGAGUGCCCCUACUUGGAUUACGGCAAGGAGAUGUGCCGCUACUCGACCCUGUUCGCCGGGUUCCUCGUCGCGCUGCACUAUGAGUGGUACAUGACCUCGGCUUGCUUCUUGGGCCUCUUCUGGCAUCAGAUUAUGUUCUCGGCCCACGAUGCAGGCCACGGUGCCAUCACCCACAACUUCACCUUCGACACCCUCAUUGCCCUCUUCAUCGCCGACUUCUGCUGCGGCCUGUCCAUGGGAUGGUGGAAGAGCAGUCACAACGUCCACCACCUCAUUACCAACAUGCCUGAACACGACCCCGACAUUCAGAACGUCCCGCUCUUCGCGACCUGCCCGUCGUUCUUCAAGUCCAUCAAGUCGACCUACUACGACGGCUUCGUCUUCUACUGGGACGCCGCCGCCGACGUCCUGGCCAAGUACCAGGCGUACACCUACUACCCCGUCAUGGGCAUUGCCCGCUUCAACUUGUACCUCCUCUCCUGGCUGCACGUCCUGUCGCGCAGGUCUUCCCAGCUUGGUAGCUCCAAGGCGUGGUGGAUCCGCCCGACCGAGAUCGCCUUCAUGGCCUGCUUCUGGUACAUCUUCGGCUACCGCCUGAUCCUGUGCACCCUGCCCACGUGGCCCAUCCGCGUCGCCUUCGUUCUCGUUUCGCACAUCAUCACCAUGCCUCUGCACGUCCAGAUCACCCUGUCCCACUGGGGCAUGUCGACCUCGGACCUUGGCGAGUCCGAGUCCUUCGCCCAGCGCCAGCUCCGCACCACCAUGGACGUCGACUGCCCCGCCUGGCUCGACUUCAUCCACGGCGGCCUCCAGUUCCAGGCCGUCCACCACCUCUUCCCGCGCCUCCCCCGCCACAACCUCCGCAAGGCGCAGGUGUUUGUCAAGGACUUCUGCAGAGACACCGAAAUCCCUUACUCCAUCCUGGGAUUUGUCAACGGAAACAAGAAGGUCAUUGGCAGGCUCGAGGAGGUUAGCGACCAGCUCCGCACGCUGCUCGGCUGCCAGAAGUAUAUGGCCGAGACGGGCGAGAGCGCUUUGCACUAA
Messenger RNA from Colletotrichum spaethianum, 1575 nucleotides. RefSeq names its product delta 8-(E)-sphingolipid desaturase. The transcript has 2 exons. The record is from RefSeq and is a predicted model, not a curated record. NCBI's taxonomy places the organism in Eukaryota, Fungi, Ascomycota, Sordariomycetes, Glomerellales, Glomerellaceae. The coding region runs from base 1 to 1575 and encodes 524 amino acids. Gene Ontology annotation, cellular component: membrane. Gene Ontology annotation, biological process: lipid metabolic process. Gene Ontology annotation, molecular function: oxidoreductase activity, acting on paired donors, with oxidation of a pair of donors resulting in the reduction of molecular oxygen to two molecules of water.